Homo sapiens (human) is the source of this 7091-nucleotide messenger RNA. It is a transcript of the gene SRGAP2C, whose product is annotated as SLIT-ROBO Rho GTPase activating protein 2C. Bases 693 to 2072 code for a protein of 459 amino acids. Lineage: Eukaryota; Metazoa; Chordata; Mammalia; Primates; Hominidae. The record is from RefSeq and is marked reviewed. The transcript has 10 exons.
GGGGUCCUGCGGAGUUGGCGGAGGCGGCGGAGGCUCCUCCAGGGACUGGGGCACCGAUCUGCGUAGAAACGGGUGGCGGGGAAGAGAGGGGAGGAGAGCUCUGAGUGGGAAGCGGAACCGGGGGCCUGGGACCCGUCGCGUCAGAGCCAGGCAAGUGAACCGGAGCAAACGACUUCCGAUCCAGUCUGCGCUGUUGCGGCUCCCGUUUGGGAUUUGAUUUGCAGCAUCUUUGAGCCUCUACGACAAAAAACCGCGAAGCACGCCCAGCCCUCCCCCGGCACCCCGAAAAGCACCCACUCCCUCCCGGGGACACAGCUGGGCGCGUCCACACCCCCGCAGCCCCACACCAUGUUGUGCGGAAGGACUUCCACUCCCCGCCUGUGUCGUUGAUGUCAGACCCCAGGCCAGCCUCCGGGCGCUGCAGUUCUCCCGGCUAAUGCUGAGGCUGCGGCUCCGGCUCUAGCACAGGCACCAGCCGCCGCCGCACCCGGCCUCAGCGCCCACCGUCUGCAUGUGCCCGCCGUAGCCGUCUGCCCAGCCCGCAGCCCGCGCUCCACGGAGCGCUGGAGACCACCGUGGGGGGCCCCUUCUGCCCUCGAGAGAAGCGGUCUUGGAGGUAUUGAUUUAGGUGGUUGGAUUUUUUCCGUGGAUCUAUCAAUUCACAAUUCGAAUUUGGAAGAAAGAAGGAAAACAUGACGUCUCCAGCCAAAUUCAAAAAGGAUAAGGAGAUCAUAGCAGAGUACGAUACUCAGGUCAAAGAGAUCCGUGCUCAGCUCACAGAGCAGAUGAAAUGCCUGGACCAGCAGUGUGAGCUUCGGGUGCAACUGUUGCAGGACCUCCAGGACUUCUUCCGAAAGAAGGCAGAGAUUGAGAUGGACUACUCCCGCAACCUGGAGAAGCUGGCAGAACACUUCCUGGCCAAGACACGCAGCACCAAGGACCAGCAAUUCAAGAAGGAUCAGAAUGUUCUCUCUCCAGUCAACUGCUGGAAUCUCCUCUUAAACCAGGUGAAGUGGGAAAGCAGGGACCAUACCACCCUGAGUGACAUCUACCUGAAUAAUAUCAUUCCUCGAUUUGUACAAGUCAGCGAGGACUCAGGAAGACUCUUUAAAAAGAGUAAAGAAGUCGGCCAGCAGCUCCAAGAUGAUUUGAUGAAGGUCCUGAACGAGCUCUACUCGGUCAUGAAGACAUAUCACAUGUACAAUGCCGACAGCAUCAGUGCUCAGAGCAAACUAAAGGAGGCGGAGAAGCAGGAGGAGAAGCAAAUUGGUAAAUCGGUAAAGCAGGAGGACCGGCAGACCCCAUGCUCCCCUGACUCCACGGCCAACGUUCGCAUUGAGGAGAAACAUGUCCGGAGGAGCUCAGUGAAGAAGAUUGAGAAGAUGAAGGAGAAGCACCAAGCCAAGUACACGGAGAAUAAGCUGAAGGCCAUCAAAGCCCAGAAUGAGUACUUGCUGGCUUUGGAGGCAACCAAUGCAUCUGUCUUCAAGUACUACAUCCAUGACCUAUCUGACCUUAUUGAUCAGUGUUGUGACUUAGGCUACCAUGCAAGUCUGAACCGGGCUCUACGCACCUUCCUCUCUGCUGAGUUAAACCUGGAACAGUCGAAGCAUGAGGGUCUGGAUGCCAUCGAGAAUGCAGUAGAAAACCUGGAUGCCACCAGUGACAAGCAGCGCCUCAUGGAGAUGUACAACAACGUCUUCUGCCCCCCUAUGAAGUUUGAGUUUCAGCCCCACAUGGGGGAUAUGGCUUCCCAGCUCUGUGCCCAGCAGCCUGUCCAGAGUGAGCUGGUACAGAGAUGCCAACAACUGCAGUCUCGCUUAUCCACUCUAAAGAUUGAAAACGAAGAGGUAAAGAAGACAAUGGAGGCCACCCUGCAAACCAUCCAGGACAUUGUGACUGUCGAGGACUUUGAUGUGUCUGACUGCUUCCAGUACAGCAACUCCAUGGAGUCCGUCAAGUCCACGGUCUCUGAAACCUUCAUGAGCAAGCCCAGCAUUGCUAAGAGGAGAGCCAACCAGCAAGAGACAGAGCAGUUUUAUUUCACAGUAAGGGAGUGCUAUGGCUUUUAAAGAGCGUCAGCAUGCACUGCAGCACUCAAGGGAGAUUUGGAACUCAGAGUCCUUGUUAAGUGUCUGAAGGACAGGCAUUGAAUAUCUUAGAUACGAAUGUGGGCAUACUCAGAGACCAUCCCUACACUUAAAGGUGCAAACAUUAAAAGUUGUAUAUGUCUAACAGGGAUCCGCCCAAGAGAAAGGAUGCUCCCAAGUAUACAACUAAGAAGAUUUUCUUUUUUAAGAAAUUUUUAACUAGCUAGUAGGCUUUCACUGGAAAGUUUCCUUCUCAGGCACAGGGGAUCCUGAAAGGGGAACUUCAUCUUUUAGUUCUUGGAGAGUACAUACAAAUAUUCAUAAUAACACAUAUUUUGUUUAUAAAAAUCUAUAAUCUCUUCUAGGUGAUAUGAUGACAUUAUUUUAUAACUUUUAUUGUUGGGAAACUAUUUUUUCUAAUUAUUGCUAAAACUUAAAGGAUGGGUAAUAUGCAGCAUUACUAUUUUGCACAUAAUUCCAAAACAUCGUAUUUUCUUAUUCAUGUAUCUCUAGUCUUCUUUUAGACAGUUGGACCCUUUUUUCUUUUUCUUUUUUUUUUUUUUUUUUUAAGUAUUGUUAACAAUCCUUUGGAAGUCACUACUGGUCUUUGUGUGCUGCUUUUUAAUAAUUGAGUUAUUUUGAGCUUGCCAAGUAGGAUCUAUUGCCUGGACUAAAAUUUAUUUCCUAAUCUUCUGAUGACCAAGAAAGGAAAAAUUAAGUUUGCAGAUGUGAGAUGAAAUAUAGCCAGUGAAUAUGCAUACUGAUUCUGAAUGAAAGGAAUUAACUUUUCAGUCAAGAAACAGUCUGCAUGCAGUAAAUUGAAUUUUUCCUGCAACUGGAAUGAUUUGUUUAAUUCUUCUUUGAACACUGCCCUUUCUCCAGUAAGAACACUAAUGAUUUGCUAAUAUUUUUUAAAGAAAUCUGUUUUUUUAAUUAGUUAAGCUCAGACUUCCUCUUAUUUUUUAUCCUAGAGAAAACUGCUAAAAGGGAAUGAUAUAUCAGUACUAUUCUUCUAAAACAACUUUUUAAAAAUGAUUAUACAAAGCCAAAUAUGCUCAUUAUAUAAAAUUUAGAAGCAAAAAGAAGGAAAUAAAAAUUUUCCAUAAUUCUACCAGCUAGAGAUAAUGGUGUUAGAAUAUAUUCCUUUCUAAUCUGUUUUCUAUGCAUGCACAAACACAUAUGUGAGCACAUAUUUAUAAUUUUAUUCUAAAAAAUAGGACACUGCUGUACAUAUUGUUUUACAAUCUAAGUCAUAUAAUUAUAAUAUUCUUUAAGCAUAUUUAUGAGUAAAAUAUUAAAACCUAUACAAAAAAAUAACAGAAUGGCAUUUUAGCUCAUUCAUUGAUUUUUAUAAAAUAUUUAACACACUCCCUGGUUUGUAGUUAGCGUUCAAUAAAUGCUAAAAAUUUAUCUUCACCAUCAUCAUUAAUUUAUUUAUUAAUCAUUAUUAAAUUAUUCAUUGAUCAUUUUUUGAGGAUUUACUAUUGCCAGACACUGUGCUACAAGCUGGGAAUGCUGACAGUAUAAGAUAAAGAGGGAAAUGAUGGGGGAUGGGUCAUGUAAAGGGAGAACUUUCAUUUUUACUUCAUAUAUAUCUAAGCAGUUAUAAUAGGUUGAUUUUUGUAAUUUAAAAAAUGUAAAAAUGCAUACAUGCACUAGUGCAUGAAUGGCAGCCAGGAUGAGUGGAAUUGGAGAAGCAUCACACACACAGUGACUUUUGUGUUUGAUCUUGAAGAAUGAGCGAACCAGGCAGGGAGUCGGGGAGGAGAAUCGCAUUCCUUGAGGAAAGAGCAGCAUGUGGGAAAACAUAAAUGCACGCAAUAACCUGGCUCACAUGUUAAGAGAACUUUCUGACUAUAAUGAGGGAUGUGUUGCUGCCCCAAGCUUCAUUAUCUAAGGAGUUUGUUGAACACUCUCUAGAGGCUUUUAAUAAUAGGAUUGUUUAGCUGGUCUGUCUGGACUGGUUAGAUAUAACACUAUUUAAAUGACCCAAUCUCAUUACAUUGUGAAGAUUUCCAUUUUUUAGGUUACGUAAGAAAUUUUGGACCUAAAAAUCUUGCAUUUUAAGACAGUCUUUGUCAGAAUUACUUUUUGGCUCUAAAUGAAUUCUGUAACAUUUGUAUUCUAAAUUGACCUUUAGUAAAAGCAGGAAUGGCCAUAUUCAAACUGGUAACCUCGCAAAUCCUGCCCACCCUUUCACUUUCUGUCUCAAUACAUUGAUGUCCUCUAACCCAUUUCCUGUCUUAUGUGGCUUUAGUGCCACUUAUCAAAAUUGUGUGCAAAUUUCCUUGGCUAACAGUAACAGUUUUUGUCUGGGCUUGUCUAGCAGUGGAAUUCUGCCUGAGUUCAUCAUUUUUGUGACUGGUACUUGAAGUGCAUCAGAUGAUUAAUUUCAUGAUAAGAGGGCUUUUUGGGGUGGUGAAAUAGACAUUUAUGGAAAAUGGGAUACCCACAUUAAGCAGGGUGACUACCUGUUUACCAUACAACCCACACAAAGCCAAUACAACUAUAGAUGUGCUUUCUUUAGUCUGUUGCCUCUGCAAACAUUGCCCGUGUGUUUCUCUAUGCCCUUCAAAAACAUCAGAGCAGCACAUCCUGGAAGAUCCUAUCUUUUGUAAGUUUAAGAAGCAGCCUCUUGUCACAGCUUGACUCCUAGGUAGUGUGCCUAGUGACCAAGAGGGCUGCUAAGAAAGCUUUCUGACCACUUGUGGCUGUCAUUGGACUGAUUUGCCCAGAUGACAUCAAUUGGGAAUUUGAGGCAUGACCUAUAAAGAUCAGUUGCUUGCAAGAGUCUCAGGAAAAUAAUUGUGGAGUUAAGAAACUUGAAGCGAUUUUUAAAAAUUACCUAACCCAACCUUCUCAUUUGAAAAAUUAAAAAAUAAAUAGGCCAGAUAUGGCGGCUCAUGCCUGUAAUCCCAGCGCUGUGGGAGCCUGAGGCGGGUGGGUCUCUUGAGGCCAGGAGUUCAAGACCAGCCUGGACAAUGUGGUGAAACCCUGUCUCUACUAAAAACACAAAAAUUAGCUGGGUGUGGUGGCAGGCGCCUGUAAUCCCAGCUACUCAGGAGGCUAAGGUGGGAGGAUUACUUGAACUGGGGAGGCAUAGGUUGUAGUGAGCCAAGGUCGUGUCACUGCACUCCAGCCUGGGUGACAGAGUAAGACUCUGCCUAAAAAAAAAAAAAGAAAGAUUAAAAAAUAAAUAAAUCUGCUGGGCGUGGUGGCUCACGCCUGUAAUCCCAGCACUUUGGGAGGCCGAGGCGGGUGGAUCACCUGAGGUCGGGAGUUUGAGACCAGCCUGAUCAACAUGGAGAAACCUCGUCUCUACUAAAAACACAAAAAAAUUAGCUGGGCGUGGUGGCGCAUGCCUCAUUCACGUACAUGGGAGAGUCUACAAAGUCACACGUAUUCAUAGGUUAAGCCACAUGCUGACAAAUGUCAUAAGAAGACCCUACACUUUUACCUUGGCCGAUCCCUCCCCUCAGUGCAAGCUCUGUGCAAGAGUGAACUUGAACUUCACUCAGUGCAAGAGUGAACACACACUUUGUGCCGGCUUUAAAGAACCCAGCACAAAGCCAGUCUGCAUGGCCUACAGACAUAUUUUGCUGGACAAUGAUUACUUGCUUUUCUUUUUGUUUUUCUUGUAUAUGCCUGUUUGAUUGGUUCCUGACAUACCAGAAAAUCACUGUCAAAACAUUAGCUUAACAUUUGUUAAGGAAACAAAAAGACUUCGGUGACCACACCUUAUAAACCAAACAGUUUUGUAAAUCACUUUGGAAAAUUUCACUAAAAAAAAAAAUCCUUAACAAUAUAAUAAGUAAAGAAAAUUUAAAACCACAAAACAUUACUGUGUUUGUAGGGGGAGGUCUGAUUUACAGAGUAACCACAUAGUAAUUAUAAUUAUUAGAAUGUCCAGUUUUCAAAAAACGUUACAAGGCAUACAAAGAAUGGGAAAGUGUGGCUCAUUCAAAGGAACAAAAUAAAGUGACAGAAAAUAUCCCUAAGGAAACCCAGACAUCAAACUUACCAGACAAAGACUUUAAAACAACUCUCUUCAUUAUACUCAAAUGUCAAAAGGAAAACAUAAACAAAGAAAUAAAGGAAUCAGAAAAAAUAUUAAAAAGUAGGAAUAUCAGCAAAGAGAUAACAAAUUCUGGAGUGGAAAACUACAAUGAUAAAAAUUUAAAAAUCACCAGAGGGAUUUAAGAGUAUAUUUGCACACACAGAGGAAGCCAUGAACUUGAAGAGAAGAAAAUGGAAAAUACUGUCUCUGAGAAACAGAAAGAAUAAAAAAUAAACAAUGAGCAGAGACUAAUGAAUUUGUGGGACAUCAUCAAAUAGACCAACAUUCAUAUUCUAGAAGGAUAAAUUAUGUUGUUAAAAAGUUUACCAUUCUUUCUUUUCACCUUUCUUCCUUCUUCCUUCCCCCUCCUCCUUUUUACUUUUCUUCCUCUUCCUUUCUCUUCUUCUUUCUCGCCUUCAUUAUCCCUUUCGCUGUUUCUCUUUCUCCCUUUCUCUUUUUUCUUUUCUUUCAAUUUUCUCAAUUACUAAGAGAUGUUUAAGUACCCUUAGCAUGUUAGUAGAUAUGGUUAUUUCUCCCUUUAGUUCUCUUUUGAGAUUUAUAGUCACUCAAAUAAAGAGAUAACCCAAACAUAAGCGUCACAAACAGGCUUUCAUACCAUUCUUAAUUUGGUCCUGUAAUUCUUCAUUGCUGUAUUAAUUUUCUGAUGCUUUUAAGGAUGUUUUAUAACAAAUUGUGUAGCUUUUUCCAAUGGAAUGUUUAUUCUGAAUUAUCUAAUUCAUAUUGUAAGUAUAGAGGGAGUUUAAUAUAAAAUUAUUAAACUAAUAUUUGUGAAAGAAUGUAUUUGAGCAUUUAACAAAUAUGUUAAUCCUCAGACUGUUAUUGGGCAGCUGAGCAUACAGGAAUAAAAAUAACACAAUUUUUAUGUGUACAAUAUUUAUGGAAUACGUUACUGGACCCAAUAAAUAAUUUAGUUAAUAACAUGA